AUGCCUCGCGAUCCGUUAAUUGGGCUUGUUGGAAAGCCAUCUUCCGGAAAAUCUACAACAUUAAAUAGGUAUCGAUCCUUCCAAGGCAAUAACGGGACCAACGAAAAGUCCUACUGUGAGAUAGAAAUGUCUAACAUGCUAGCGGGGCAGCUUAACAGAUGCCUCAUCCAAAGUUGGGAAUUUUCCGUAUGUUUCUUCCAGCCUUUGUCCUUGACUUCACUGGUUGCUGACCGGCAUAUUCUGCUGCGCAACAGAUUUACGACGAUUGACCCCCAACGCGCUAUUGGUUAUCUACAGGUAGAUUGCGCAUGCAGCCGAUACAAUCUACAAGACCGAUGCAAGCCCAAUUACGGUGGAUGCCACGAGGGCCGGAGAUCAGUACCAAUUGAACUCCUAGACGUUGCCGGUCUUGUGCCUGGAGCCCACGAGGGAAAAGGCUUGGGAAAUAAGUUCUUGGAUGACCUACGACAUGCAGACGCGUUGAUACAUGUGGUUGAUGUGAGUGGGACAACCGAUGCAGAAGGAAAGGUCACCAGAGGAUAUGAUCCGUCUCAGGAUAUUGUUUGGUUAAAAUCCGAAAUUGUUAGAUGGAUAGAAGGGAAUCUAAUGGAUAAGUGGGGCUCCAUUAAGAGAAAACAUAUUGCAACGAAGUCCACUGCUGUCGAGACUCUGCAAACACAAUUCUCCGGGUACGGAAGUACGUCGAGGAUAGUUGCAAGAUGCCUUGACCGAAUAAAUCUAAAAGAGCCAUUGGAGGAAUGGUCAAAUGAGAUCAUUUCGAAAGUUGUCGUUUCUUUUAUAGACGAAAAAUUUCCGACUGUUAUAGCACUUAAUAAAAUUGACCACCCGGAUUCAGAUAAGAAUAUUAGCAAGAUUGCCAAACAGGAAGAUCCUAAAUCGAUUGUGCUCUGCUCUGCGAUCUCUGAAGUAUUUCUACGGAAGUUGACGAAGCAGGGGUAUAUUAAAUAUUUAGAAGGGAGCGAGUUUGUAGACACUCGGGAAGACCUGAUUGAAAUGGGUGACCCUGAAGGAGGAGGCCUGAAGGAAAUGGACGAAAAGCUAAAGAACCGUGUCGAGAAUUUGAAAGAUCUCGUACUAUAUCGAUUUGGGUCUACUGGAGUCGUACAGGUACUAUCACGCGCCGCCGAACUACUAGGGCUGGUCCCAGUAUUCCCAGUACGAAAUGUUCACACAUUCGCAUCCGGCGCGACAGGAAGUGCUGUGUUCAGAGACUGUGUUCUAGUCAACAAGUAUGGCUACUGCAUCCACGAUAUUAAAAUUUUCAAAGCUAAUUUCGUCUUGGUAUUAAGAAAUAGUACAGUGGGUGAUGUAGCUAGGAAGGUCAUGGGAGAUGUCCCUAUUGCCUUUGUUGAAGGCGCCGAGGGGACGAGAAUUUCCGAAGACGAGAUCGUUUCAAUCGGUAGACAUGACGUGAGCACCCCUGAUUCAUAUUGA
Molecule: messenger RNA, 1455 nt
Organism: Nannizzia gypsea CBS 118893
Lineage: Eukaryota; Fungi; Ascomycota; Eurotiomycetes; Onygenales; Arthrodermataceae
Product: GTP-binding protein
Exons: 7
Coding region: 1-1455 (484 amino acids)
Cellular component (GO): cytoplasm
Molecular function (GO): GTP binding; ATP hydrolysis activity
Source: RefSeq, a predicted model, not a curated record